Molecule: messenger RNA, 210 nt
Organism: Blumeria graminis f. sp. triticale
Lineage: Eukaryota; Fungi; Ascomycota; Leotiomycetes; Helotiales; Erysiphaceae
Source: the annotation of a GenBank genome assembly
AUGAUAAACUGGCGUCGCACGAAGGGUCACAGGCCACACAAACAUUUCUUGUCUAGGGCCAGUGCGUCUGCAAAACUCAAUAGACCAUUUGAUAAUUUCGAGUCGUUCGCGGAGUAUAGCAUAACGUUUGGACUGAUCAGAGACAAUGGUAGUCUCCCCACAAUUGUUUCAAACCUUCAUCGGUGUCAGAGAAGAGUGCUCAACCCUUAA